CUUUAGUUUGAUUUUUGUAGCUGGACGAAGCAGUUGAACUGGCAGCAGGUUGCGCGUCGUGUUAAAAAAGUAAAACACACACACACACACAACAGCACGUACGCUGAAUCGGCUCUCUCAAGCACACACACACACACACGCUCAGUCGCAGUGCCAGCUCAGUCGCGAUCGCAACAGCAACAGCAACGACUGCGCGGCCCCAUUGGAGCUCUGGUGAUUGUCGCUGCCGCAGUCACAGUCGGAGUCGCAUUCGCAGUGUGCGCGUUUCGUUAAGCGUUUUUCGCUUCGCUUCGGUUUCGUUACGUUACGUUUCGAUUUUGGGUUUUUGGGAUUCGGAUUCGGAUUCGAAUUCAGAUUCAAAGUGUGGCGUUGAAUUACAAGCGCAAGUGCAAAAGCUUACUUCCAUUGUGUUUUUUUGUGUGUGCUGUGUUUUUUUGUAUUUUGGGCAGCGACAAAAAUUCUCUGCAGCGACUCCCAACAAUUGCUGCUGGUCAAAACAAAUAGCCACACAGAAAGUUGCGACCCAGCAACAACAGCAACUACAACUACAACUACAACUACAACAACCACAACGACAACCAAGCAAACGGCAUUCUUUCGCGCAACAACAAAAAGCAGUUGCCAAAGAGAGAACAGCACCAAUACAAACACAAGCAUUAUAAACGGCAGGUCGGUCUCUCUCUCUCUCGCUCAAUCGCGCUUGCUCUCUGCCCGCUGUAUAAUUUACGUGUGUGCAUACAUUUGUGUAUGCGUGUGUGUGUGUGUGUGUGUGUACGGAGCUGCAGCGACCGUUUGAUUAAAUCGUACUGGUCCCCAUACUCCGCUGCUCCUCUCUUGUUUCCGUCGCAUCGCGUCGAGCGCCCACACAAACGCCUGUGAGAGAGCGCGUGAGCCGCAAGCCGUCCAUUGGAAUGCGGCCCGCCGUUGCCGUCUCCGUUGACUGCGCAGUCGCAGCGCGCUGUUAGUGUUUGACGAAGAGGUCAGCAAAAGCUUUCGGGCAGCAACAACAACAACAGCAACAAACGACAAUUCAAAAACAACAAUACAAUUUACUGUUAUUUUGACGUCGCGCAUUCAACGGCGUUAAUCGAUUCUCAGUGCAAAAAGAAAAACAAAGAAAGUUCGCUCUUAAAUACAAAAAAAAGUAAAUUUGUGCAUAGAAAUCAAAGCGCAGCGAUUUAAUUUUUGGAUUACGCGCCCAAGGCGUCCCCCCGUUUCCCACACCACCACCCCUGGCAGCAACAAACACGAAAAAAUGCCGUCAACUGUUGCGGCCAACAUCGGCAGUGCAUAAGCAGCAACGUAUUUCGAACGCGCGCGCUGGAUACGGAAAAUGAUGCAGCAUGCGAGCAUUUUGCACCGUCAGCGCGCCCCUGGAAGUAUGCGCGUCCUCAGCCGAGCAACUGUCACCCGGCUCCCGAUUUCUGGCACUGAGACUUCUCGGCCAACAGCAGCCGAAAACCCUUUACUUCCUAGUCGAUGCAAAGAGUCGCGUCCGAGAGGUUUAUACGCAGACAUGUCUGCACUUUGCCACGCAGGGCAUGCAGGACACCGAGCUGUUUGGUCUGGCCGUGCUCAUAGAUGGCGAGUACAUGUUUGCAGAUCCCGAGAGCAAGCUCUCCAAAUACGGCCCGAAAAGCUGGCGUUCCUCGCACACGCACGGCCUGGAUGCCAAUGGACGUCCUCUCCUGGAGCUACACUUUCGCGUGCAGUUCUAUAUCGAGAGCCCGUUCAUGCUGAAAGAUGAGACGUCCAGGCACAACUAUUACCUGCAGCUGCGGCACAAUGUGCUGCACCGCGAGCUGCCGCGCGACCAUGCCGACCAGGCGCUGGUCCUGCUCGCUGGCCUCGCCCUGCAGGCGGACCUGGGCGAUGCGCCCACAGCGGCAGCAGCAACUGCUACAAGCACAACCACAACUCAAGCAAUUCCCAGCACAAACCAUCAACCAAAGGAGGAGCAGGCGGCGACAGCAGGCACGGCCCGAAACGGCAGAUCCCUGGCCAUGACGACGACGUUGCCCAAGAUUCGAAAGCGUCUAAGCAGCUACAACGAGCGCAUGCUGCGCCUCUCCACCUACGUGACGUCCACCAGCCAGGCGGCGGCGGCGACUGGCGAGAAACGGGAGGCGGCAGCAAAUGAAGCGGCCGCCAUCGCUAGCUCCACGGAUUACUUUCGACUGGAUGAUUAUCUGCCGGCCACGCUGCAUACGGCGCAGGCGAAAAGCGCGCUGCGCGCCUGCCAUCGGGAGCAUCAGGGCCUGUCCGCCGCCGAGGCGGAGCUUCUGUAUAUAGAGCAGGCGUGCAGCCUGCACGAGACGAUCAAUGCGCACACGUUCCGUAUGCGGCUGGCGAAGAGCGAGGUGGGUGUCGGCAGCGCCUGGUUUGUCAUCUAUGCGCGGGGCAUAAAGAUCUUGGCCACGGAGCCGUCGACCUUUCUGUGGCCCAACAUAACCAAGCUCUCGUUUGAGCGCAAGAAAUUCGAGAUACGUUCCGGUGAGAGUCGCAUCACGCUGUACGCCGCGUCCGAUGAGAAGAACAAGCUGCUGCUGACGCUUUGCAAGGAUACGCAUCAGUGGAGCAUGAAGCUGGCCGCCCGCCUCAAGGAGGUCAGCAAGCGCGAGGAGGAGGAGGCGGAAUCGCAGUGUCUGCACGCCAGCUACGCCUGCUCGCGCAGCCUGAUGCUGCCGUACAAGAGCAAGAACGAGCAGCGCAUCUCGGUCAUCUCGAGCACCAGCUCGAACACCACCUCGGGCAUUGUCAGCGAUCGCGUCCACUCCGAGGAUGAGCUGGAGAUCAUGAUCAAUACGCCGCCGGCGCCGCUUGCCGCACCCUCCACGGAGAGUCUGGCCCUAGCGCAUCUGCUGGACCGACCCAGCGUCAGUCGGCAGACCUCGUCGGUGGGUCAGAUGUCGCUCAAGGAUCUGGAGGAACAGCUGGCCGCGCUGAGCGUCGUAAGUGCGCGAUCUACUGAAGUGACCAGUGGUCCACGCACCACAGCUGCGAGCAACAGCCUCAACACCAACUCCGGCAAUGCCAACGAUUCCUCCACAACGACCACGGAUUCACCCAAUUCACAGCACAACAUUGGCUCGCAGUGCUCCUCCACGUGCAGCACGGUGGUGGUCACAACGCCGGCCGCACCGUUGCCAGCUGCCCUGCACUCCACCUCGUCCAGCUUGGAGCUAGGCUUCAGUCACACGGCACAGAACUCCACGCUGAGCGAAUCCAAUCCGGAUGAUGAUUUUCUGGCCACAUCCGUGCGCGACGACACGGAGAGCGUCUCUGGUGUGUCCGGCGUGUACACGCUGGCGCACGGCAUGGCCGCACCGCCCACGGAAACAUCUGGCGUCUAUACCAUGCACAGCAGCGAGCUGACCGGCCAAUCCUCAGAGCUGGCCGAGUCCGAGAAAAGCUCACACUACGGCAUCUUUCAGCCGGCCAAGGGCGAGUCCGGUCAUGCGCCCGGCGACUCGGUGGAUGGCGGUGGUGGUGCUGGCGGUGCUGUUACCCUAACCGGCGGCUCCGCCAAGAAGUGCAACGAGUUUCGACUACGCUCCGAUUCCAAUAUCAGCACGAGCAGCAGCUUUCGCGGCGACGGCAGCGAUCCCACGGACAACAAGCACACUCUGCUCUCCGCCGAGGAGCUGACCAAUCUGAUUGUCGGCCGCGGCACCUACCCCAGCCGCCAGACCGUGUCCAGCACGCUGCACUCGGACUGUGAUUAUGUUACGCUGCCGGGCGGUGUCUCCUCCGGUGAGCAGCAGCAGCUGGAGCCGGAGCUGGCGCCGCCUGCUCCACCUCCCUACAAUGCACGGCACGAGAAGACGGGCCUGUGCGGACCGCCCGUGGUGCCGCCGCCGCCAGUGCCGCCCAUGCCCAAGGCCAUCAGCCUGGCCAAGCCCAAGCCCAAGCCGGAGCCGCCGGCCGUGCCGGCGCCUGCACCACCGCCGCCAGCUGCGGUCGCGCCCAUUGCUGUAACUGCGCCGGCUGCGGCUGCGCUGCGUCGACGCGAUCCGCCGCCCUAUCCCACAUCCAUGAAACCGCGACCCACUUCGCUCAUCUCGAUGGCCUCCUCGGCGGCGGCGACGGCGGCGGGGCCAGCGCCCAGUGCAGCCGGCUCGAUGAGCUCGUUGAAAUCGGAGGAGAUAACGGCACGGUUCAUCACGACACGUCCACAGAUCAGCAUACUGAAGGCGCACACCAGCCUGCUGCCCGACGGCGCCAAGCCCAGCUAUGCGGCGCACUACUCCUCGGCGGCCAGCUCCAGCGGCUCCCUGUGCAGCCAUCAGCUAUCACAGCAAUCGCUGCACAACUCCAACUAUGCCGGCGGCUCGCAGGCGUCGCUCCAGCAGCAGCAUCAUCCCCACCAGCAGCAGCAGCAGCAGCAGCAGCAACAGCAGCAUCAUUCCCAUCACCAGACGCACCAUCGUCACUCGGGCUCGGCGGCCAUUGGCAUACCCAUAGUUCCAUACGGUCUGCACCACAAGAGCACCGCCUCGCUGCACCAUCAUCAUCAUCAUCACCAGCAGGCGCCGCCGCCGCAGCAGGCUUGCGUUCUGUUGCCCGUGAUCAAGCCGCGUCAGUUUCUGCCGCCGCCGCCGCCAAGUUUGCCGCGACAGCCGCCGCCACCGCCGCCGACAACGCAUCCGCAUCAUUUGGCGGGUUUGUAUAGCAGCCAGCUGGCGGCUCGGAAUCAGCUGGAGCUGUACCAGCAGCAGAUGUACAGCGACGUGGACUAUGUCAUCUAUCCCAUACAGGAUCCGGCUGUCAGCCAGCAGGAGUAUCUGGAUGCCAAGCAGAGCUCGCUGCUGGCGGCCAUGGCACAGGGUCAGCCGCCAACGCCGCAUCAUCCGCAUUCCUAUUUGGCCUAUCCGGCCGGCUGGGACACAUGCAAGGGUCACGCCAUUUACAGGAGCACGCCGUAUUUGCCGCUGGCGCUGUCCACGCACUCGCGCUAUGCCUCCACACAGAAUCUGUCCGAUACGUAUGUCCAGCUGCCCGGGCCGGGCUACUCGCCACUCUACUCACCCUCCAUGGCCAGCAUGUGCAGCUCGUAUGAGCCGCCACCGCCGCCGCCAUUGCAUCCGGCAGCGCUGGCCGCGGCCGCAGCGGCAAACGCUUCCAGCCUCUUUGCACGAUCGCGAUCAGACGAUAAUAUUCUGAACUCGCUCGACUCGAUGCCGAGGCCCAAAGUGAAGCGUCUGCCGCCACCGCCGCCGCCACCGUACGUCAAUCGGCUCAAGAAGCCGCCAAUGCCGGCGCCCAGCGAACAGCCGCCGCCAAUUCCUUCGAAGCCAAAUCCCAAUCCCAGCUUGAGCAUGCUGCCACCACGGAAGCCGCUUACCCUGAAUCCGCACCAGUCCAACAGUCCGCUGAUCAAGACCUCCAGCGGUGCCCAGUGGGCGGGGGAGCGCCCCCGUCCCGACUUGAGCCUGGGCCUGAAUCGUGGCAACAGCAACAGCAUACUGGCCCAGCUGCAGGCAUCUAUUGCCGCCAACAGCCAGUCGCAGGCGUCGAAUGCCCAGGCCAAUCCGCUGGACAUUGCGCUGCUGCGCGAGAAGAGCAAACAUCUGGACUUGCCGCUAAUCUCGGCGCUCUGCAACGAUCGCUCGCUGCUCAAGCAGACCAAGGUCGCAGUCAAUCCCAAGAACGCCAAGCAAACGACGAGUGCUACAGCAGCCGCCGUCGCCGCCGGCGCUGGCUCUGCGCCUGCCGCAACCACAUCCACAGCCGGCGGUGUGGUUCAUCACGGCGCCAGCAAAUCCCUCGCUCAGACGCAGGUCACGAAUGGCAGCACGCCGACGGGCACACUGAGCAAGGGACGCAAAAGCGCAACGAUCAGUCAUCGUCAUCCGCAGGACAAGCUGCCGCCGCUGCCCGUUCAGCUGGCGGAGGCCAACAACUAUGUCAUGGAUCCAGCCGUGGUCAUGAAGCACCACAAAAGCUACAACUCGCAGUCACAAACCCAAACGCAAUCGCAGACCUAAGCGACAACAACAUGAAAAAAAGGCAGAGCAGACACACUCAAUUCUCUAGUUAACAAUGCGAAUGUGAAUAUGAAUGUGCUUGGUGGAAUUGGUGGCAUUUUAGUGGUUGGUGUUUGGUGGUGUUGGUGGGUCAGCCGAGUCCAGAGUUGAGAAUUUGCAUAGUGCGCGAAGUUGUCGAUCACAGUGUGUUGACGGCUGGAAGGUAGAUUCCAAGACCAGGUUCGACAGGCGCGCUUCCAGAGAAAAGAAAAGAAAAGAGAAAAAAACAACAGCCAGUGCAACAGUUAAGGACAAAGUAACAAAAGGGAAUACGAAACAUAACUAACCUCAAAUAGCACACACACUUAAACAGAACCCAGUCUAGUCAAUUUAGGUAUGGGAUUGCUGAGAUAAACUCAAAUAAACAAUGACAAAAACAAAAACAAAAAACUAGCAACAGAAAACAGGAAUCAAAAGACAAAAGCAAACAAAAGAACGAAAAGGAAGCAACAAUACUCAAGUAUAAAAUACGAACUACUUAAUUUACAAACUACAAAACAAACAACUUACUUAGUCUAGUUUAGCUAGCUAGUGACCGGCUCUCGUUAUCUGAGAGUCCGCUUAACACUUAGAUAGGCCCAGUCGCGAUUACUUAAAACUAAAACGCUGAGAGAACUAACUACUUCCGCCCAAAACAACUGUGAUUGAUAUUUUUUUAUAUUUAAAACUAAACUUACUUUACAAAAUACUUAAAAUAGUCAACAAUGAGGAGAAAAACGCACAAAAACUAUGCAAAUUUUUAGUAUAUAGACAAAACUCGCAUUUAAACAGAGAGA
Drosophila virilis is the source of this 6802-nucleotide messenger RNA. It is a transcript of the gene ex, whose product is annotated as FERM domain containing expanded. Gene Ontology annotation, cellular component: cytoskeleton; cytoplasmic side of apical plasma membrane. NCBI's taxonomy places the organism in Eukaryota, Metazoa, Arthropoda, Insecta, Diptera, Drosophilidae. Gene Ontology annotation, biological process: positive regulation of hippo signaling. The record is from RefSeq and is a predicted model, not a curated record.